Messenger RNA from Fragaria vesca subsp. vesca, 896 nucleotides. RefSeq names its product transcription initiation factor TFIID subunit 7-like. The transcript has 5 exons. Bases 12 to 626 code for a protein of 204 amino acids. Gene Ontology annotation, molecular function: RNA polymerase II general transcription initiation factor activity. Lineage: Eukaryota; Viridiplantae; Streptophyta; Magnoliopsida; Rosales; Rosaceae. The record is from RefSeq and is a predicted model, not a curated record. Gene Ontology annotation, biological process: RNA polymerase II preinitiation complex assembly; transcription initiation at RNA polymerase II promoter. Gene Ontology annotation, cellular component: transcription factor TFIID complex.
AUUUUGUAGCGAUGGAGGAGCAGUUCGUACUGAGAGUCCCGCCGUCAGUUGCGGAGCGAUUGGAUCGUCUUCUGAGCGAGAAUGCGAGUUCUUCAGACGACAAGUCGUUGGAUUUGUCUUUCGAAGAGGAUGGCCGGAGUGGAACAUUUGUGAUUGGCAAUGACCGUUUCCCUGCAUCGCUCUUGGACCUUCCUACUGUGGUGGAAUCCUACAAAACGUAUGACGAUAGUGUGUUAAUUAAGACUGCAGAUAUUGGUCAGAUGAUUAUGGUUAGAGAUCCAAAUGAUCCAGCUCCAGAUACUGUCGAGUACAGGCAUGGUCUCACCCCUCCUAUGAGGGAUGCUCGGAAGAGAAGAUUCCGCAGGGAGCCUGAUCUAAACCCCGAGCUUGUCCAGCGUGUUGAGCAAGAUCUACUGAACAUUAGUGCUGGUGGACCAGCUGACAAUAUGGAUAUUGAAGUAGCUGGGCAAGAGAAAAAUGGAGAUGGCAAUGCUGGUAAUACAAGUGAAAACCCUGCGCCAGCACCUGAAGCAAAAGCUGAUAUUAUUGAGACUGCUACAAAUGCUGGGGGGGCUGAUGGAGAGCCUGAUAGAAGUGACUCUGAUGAAUCUGAUGAUUCAAUUUGAAGCAAACUCUUAUGCUGAUAUCAUUUCCCUGUCAAGCUUCUUGAUGAAGUUGAAAUGUGCAUAACAGGGAUGGAAGAUGUACCCGAAAGAAACAGGGAUGAAAAUAGGUUUUCUGAAUGAUAGCAUAAAAUUGAUGUUGUGUUGAUAACUUGUAUGCAUUAAUUCUGAAUAUCAUUCUCAAAGAACUAGCAUGGAUGGGAAAGUUGUAGAGUUUGUACUUCUGCAAAGCAUUUAUAGGCUGUGGUGUUGUCUUUUUGAAAUGUUGCUUGA